CGGGGGACCAGCCCCGUGUGUCACCUCCUUUACCCUGCAGAACCCCUGAUCUGUUUUGUCACCCUGUGCCCUCCACAGAGCUCCAGCCCCGUGUGUGAUCCCCUGCAUCCCUCGGGGCCUAGCUCUGUGUGUGUCACCCCUGUCACCUCCCCAGGGUCCCAGCCUCAUGGGCCACCCUGUCCCUGUGGGAGCUGGAUGCUGGCAGUGUGGGGCUGUAACACUGUCACAGCCCCCUCCUCCCUGCACACGAAACAGCUCCCAAAACGUGUCCCUGUCCACUCGCUGUCCCCUGAGCAGCGCUGUCUGUGUCACAGGGAUUGCGUGACAGCAGCACCGAUUCCAGGCCUGCAAGAGACAAGGCUCCCUGCUGCAGGAUCAUCACUUCCAGGGGAGGAAAUCGCCAGAUAACUCCAAGAGCUUUUGAAGAUGGCACCAUCUCUCCCAUUAAAUAUUAAUAUCAAGGAGCCUCGAUGGGAUCAAAGCACUUUUGCUGGACGAGCCAAUCACUUCUUCACUGUCACAGACCCCAGGAAUAUUUUGUUAUCCAAUGCCACACUGGAAAAGGCAAAAAAAAUUGUGCAUGAUUACAGACAAGGUAUUGUGGCACCUGGCUUGACAGAAGAUGAGCUGUGGAGAGCAAAAUACAUUUAUGAUUCAGCCUUUCACCCCGACACUGGGGAGAAGAUGUUCGUGAUCGGCCGAAUGUCUGCCCAGGUGCCCAUGAACAUGACUAUCACAGGCUGCAUGAUGACCUUCUACAGAACGACACCAGCUGUGCUUUUCUGGCAGUGGAUCAACCAGUCCUUCAAUGCUAUAGUGAACUACACCAACAGGAGUGGGGAUGCCCCCAUCUCUGUCAGCCAGCUGGGAACUGCCUAUGUUUCUGCCACCACAGGUGCUGUCGCUACAGCCUUAGGACUUAAUUCCCUAGCUAAGCGCGUCUCGCCUCUCGUAGGGAGGUUUGUUCCUUUUGCUGCUGUUGCUGCUGCCAACUGCAUCAAUAUUCCACUAAUGAGACAAAGGGAAAUCAAGUUUGGAAUUCCUGUCACGGAUGAGAAUGGAAAAAGAGUGGGUGAGUCAUCCAAAGCAGCUCAGCAGGCAAUUGCCCAGGUGGUGAUAUCCAGGAUCCUGAUGGCUGCUCCUGGCAUGGCAAUUCCUCCAUUCAUAAUGAAUACCCUGGAAAAGAAAGCCUUUUUAAAGAAAUUUCCUUGGAUGAACGCUCCCGUUCAGGUUGGAAUAGUUGGAUUCUGUCUCGUGUUUGCAACUCCCCUGUGUUGUGCACUGUUUCCUCAGAAAAGUUCCAUGGCGGUGUCACGCUUGGAGCCAGAUUUGCGAGCCAAGAUCCAAGCCAGCCACCGUGGCCUAGACCGUGUAUACUUCAAUAAAGGAUUAUAAUUCAAGGAAGGCAAAGUAUCUUUCAAGGAGGAACUUACGAACUUAUUUUUUUGAAUUGUGUGCCAACAUAGACAAGAACACCUUUAUCUUGUUCUUUUGUUAAACAGGUUGAUCAUCUGCGUUAUUUUACAGUUGAAGACUUUCCUCAGUAUAGUGUUUAAAUCACAUAAGGUCACUUUGUCCACUUUGGUAUUGUUUGAAAGUUUAAACAUACAUAUCCAGAGAUGUUUACAUAAGUCUCAAGCAGCUACAAUAACAAUAAAGAAGCGCACAAUGAAAACCAGA
Molecule: messenger RNA, 1680 nt
Organism: Zonotrichia albicollis (white-throated sparrow)
Lineage: Eukaryota; Metazoa; Chordata; Aves; Passeriformes; Passerellidae
Source: RefSeq, a predicted model, not a curated record